This is a messenger RNA of Strongylocentrotus purpuratus (purple sea urchin), 1904 nucleotides long. RefSeq lists its product as uncharacterized. Bases 81 to 1091 code for a protein of 336 amino acids. The transcript has 11 exons. The record is from RefSeq and is a predicted model, not a curated record. Lineage: Eukaryota; Metazoa; Echinodermata; Echinoidea; Camarodonta; Strongylocentrotidae.
AUAAAUUGAUAUUAUCAGAAGAGUUUUGGGCUUUAUGCUAACAGGUUGUUCUACGAAGGACUCAGAAAUAUCGAGAGAUAAUGGCUAACCAACUUAUUCCGCUUCUCCUUUCAACUAUCUUGUUUGCAACAAGCCAUGCUGCUCCUGGGCUAGAGCAAUAUGGCGCAGAUGGGAACCAGGUGUCGGUUAGUGGGAUAUCUGCUGGAGGAUUCAUGGCCGUACAGGUGCACGUCGCUUACUCCGCCUCCAUCAUGGGAGUGGGCGUGGUCGCUGGAGGUCCUUAUUGGUGUGCUCGGGGCAACCUGAUGUAUGCUCUCAACCAGUGUAUGGAGACGGGUGAUAUCAACGUGGAUUAUCUCGCUGGAUUCGCAACCUCAUAUGCUCUUGGUUUUAACUCCAUUGAUGACCCAGGAAACAUGGCCAAUGCCAAGAUGUACGUAUUCGGUGGAUCGAGGGAUUCUGUCGUCGUCCAAGAGGUGUCUAGAGCUGCGGAGGAAUACUAUCGACAUUUCAUAACAGACAAUAACAACUUCCUUACCGAGUAUACCGUGCCUGCUGAACAUUCUAUGGUUCACGAUGUGCAUGGUAACGCAUGUGGUCAUAAAGGGGAGCCGUAUAUCAACAACUGUGGCUACAACGCAGCCUAUGAGAUGUUGAACCACUUCUACGGACCCGGGCUCGAGAGGCCAACAGCAAAUACCCGUCAAGAUGGAGUUCUUUUGGAAUUUGACCAAACGGAGUUUUUCCCAAAUGGAAACGCAGCAAAGGAGAGUGUUGCUAAUACCGGCUAUAUUUACGUGCCCACUGGUUGCAUUGACGAUGGGUCUCACUGUCGGGUACACAUAGCACUACAUGGGUGUCUGCAGCAAUAUGAGGAGAUUGGUGAUCAAUAUACCACACUUUCUGGAUACAACGAAGUGGCUGAACUGAAUGACAUCAUCGUCAUCUACCCACAAACCAUUGCGAAACCGAUGGGCGGAAAUCGAAAUGGCUGCUGGGAUUGGUGGGGCUAUGCUUCAAUCUCCUACGCAUCCAAUCUGGCUCCACAGAUGGACUUCAUGAAGCAGAUUAUUGACCGCGUCACGGCCUAACGAUGAACAACCACUCCUGAAAGAUCGAUUCAGAGGAUUAUUAUGGCGCCUAGAAACAUAGUAUUUGAGGCGCGCUACAAAUUAACCUUAACAUUUGAAUUGAAUUUGAAUUUAUUAACAACAUAACACUAAUGUUACAAAUGUAUUCAAGUGGGUAACAAAGUAACAACAAUUAAACAGUUGGUGUCUUAGAAAUAUUCAUGCAUGAGUUACAAAGAAAAAGAAAAUAUCCACGGUUGAACCAUAUAUACAAAAUCAAUCAUAUAUCAUGUCAUAUCAAACCUGUUAAUUAGCUAUAACUUAAUUACACGUAGAGAUUUGGUUGAAUUCCUUAAAGAUAUAUAGAAGUGUAGCUAUCAUUGAAAUUCACAGAGUUCCGAUAGUGUAUAAGAGAUGCAAAUAAAGGAUAUUUUAAACUUUAAAACUCGAAAUGUUGUUAAAGAGAGAACCAAAAGUUAGCACGAGUGCUAGUCGGGAUUGGUUCUCCGACUUUCUAGAACGGUAUGCAAAGUCAUAUUAAAGUAUAUGUAUUCUCAAUCAAGAAUUAAGCAUAAACAUUUAUUUUGAAUUAAUAUCAUAUUAUUUGAUCCUUAUGAUUCAUCUCUGCUUAAGAGUUUAAUUCUGUGAUGUUUACGAAAUGAUGAUCUUGAGUUUUCUUCUCUUAUACUUAUGGGCAAAUUAUUCCACAGCUUUGCUCCAAUGAAAGAAAUUGAAAAAGUGCCAUGUGUCGUAAUACAUUUAUGUAAUCGUAGCAUUAAAUGUUUUCUCCCUCUUGUUCUAUACUUGUGAUUCAUUAAAUCAACGUAAUACAUU